GGUUAGCGAACCUUCCCGCUACAAAAAGAGCCACACUGCAGACUCUUCUCUGAUUCGGCGUCAUGUUUGUAUGCGUGGCUAUUGCGCUAGUGCUGUUGGCGGCGGUUGCGCAAUGCGGCCCGACUCCGCCACCGCUUGGUAGCCGGGCCGAGCUGGAAAACUUCCGCGCGGCUGUGGAGGAGCUCAAGGCCGAAAGACGAGCUAUGAUGCUGCGUCUGGAAAAAGCGGAGAAGGAGCUGAACGCGGUCCGAGAUACUCCAAAGGUCGCCUUUGCUGCCUCUCUGGGAGGAAACGGCGCCCAGAAGACGACGUCUGGAAACAGAGAUCUGAUCUACAGGGACGUCCUGACCAACGUGGGCGGGGCUUAUAACGCGGACACAGGAGAGUUCACCGCGCCCAUCCGUGGCGUCUACUACGUGCGCUUCACCGCCAACGCGCCCACCGACUUCCCCAUGAGCGCCGUGAUGUACAAGAACGGCGGCGAGAUCGAGCUGAUCGCCCACGAGCAGCCGUCGGGAGAGGGCAGCGACACGGCGUCUAACGGCGCCGCCCUACUGCUGGAGAAGGGCGACAAGCUGAAAAUGGUGCUGUGGCACAACACGCAGAUCUGGGACAACAGCAACCAUCACAGCACAUUCAGCGGAUUCCUGCUUUUCCCUCUGAUUGAUGAAGCUCCCAAGGAGUUUGACGUAGAGUUGGAGAUGAAGAGCCUUCAAGCUUCUAUGGCGAAGCUUCGAGUGGAAAACACAGAACUCAAAGAACGAAUGGAGAGCACCGAGACGGAGCUGAAGAAGAUGAGAAGCGCGCCAAAGGUAGCGUUUGCGGCAUCCCUGGGCGGUAACGGUCUCCAAAAAAACACUUCCGGAAUGAAGAAGCUUCUCUUCAAGGAAGUGCUCACCAACGUCGGCGAGGCGUACAAUUCAGAAACGGGCGAGUUCACCGCGCCGGUUCGCGGCGUCUACUACGUGCGUUUCACCGCCAACGCCCCCACCGACUUUCCCAUGAGCGCCGUGCUGUACAAGAACGGCGCCCAGAUCAAGCUCAUCGCCCACGAGCAAACGUCGGGAGAGGGCAGCGACACGGCGUCCAAUGGCGCCGCCCUACUGCUGGAGCAGGGCGACAAGCUUUCGCUGUACCUGUGGCACAACACGCAGAUCUGGGACAACAGCAACCACCACAGCACCUUCAGUGGAUUCCUGCUGUUCACCCAGUGAGCACCGCGCCAGUCCUCCCUAAAACUUUCAUGUAACAGCCAAUAAAAAUACACGUUCCUUUUCAA
Messenger RNA from Corythoichthys intestinalis (scribbled pipefish), 1279 nucleotides. Its product is annotated as heavy metal-binding protein HIP-like. The record is from RefSeq and is a predicted model, not a curated record. Gene Ontology annotation, molecular function: protein binding. The transcript has 8 exons. Bases 63 to 1214 code for a protein of 383 amino acids. Lineage: Eukaryota; Metazoa; Chordata; Actinopteri; Syngnathiformes; Syngnathidae.